GCGUUGAUAUGGAAAUCAUGGAGCUAAUGGUUUCAAUCAUGUGUGGAUGGAUUAAGAGUAUGAUUAAAGCUGAAAAGGAAGUUGUGGAAGUGAUUGAUCUUUUGAUGGAUAUGGAUUGUGUUGGUCUAAAACCCAAUUUUAGCAUGAUGGAAAAGGCGAUUUCCGUUUACUGGGAUUUGGGGAAAAAAGAUCAAGCUAUCAUUUUUGUUGAUGAGAUUUUGAGAAGGGAAAUCAUGUCCUUAGAGGAUGGUAUUGAUGAUGUGCACAGAGGUGGCCCUGCUGGUUACCUUGCUUGGAAAAUGAUGGAGAAAGGAGAAUACAGAGAUGCCGUGAAGCUAGUGAUUCGUUUGAGGGAAAGUGGGUUGAAUCCUGAAACUUACAGCUAUCUCGUUGCAAUGACAGCUGUGGUCAAAGAGUUAAACAAAAUCGCAAAAGCAUUGCAUAAGUUGAAGGGUUUUGCAAAAUCAGGUUUUGUCGCCGAGUUGGACAAAGAAAACAUUAGGCUUGUCGAGAAGUAUCAGUCUGAUCUCGUGGAAGACGGGAUCCAACUAUCUUGCUGGGUGAUCGAAGAGGGAAACCCUUCCGUGCUUAGUUUAGUACGCAAGAAGCUCCUUGCUAUGUACAUAUGUGUUGUUAACGGACUUGAAGCCGAAAGACAGUUGUGGGAGAUGAAACUUUUAGGUAAAGACGUUGAGAGAUACUUGUCCGACAUAGUCUUAGCCAUAUGUGCCUCUCAAGGCCAAAAAUUAGUGGUUUCUAGACUGCUUGUUACAAUGGAAUCUUCGAGCUCGUCAUCUAAGAAGAAAACUUUAUCAUGGUUGCUCCGAGGCUAUAUCAAAGCCGGGAAUUUUGAAGAUGCUGCAGAAACAAUAACCAAAAUUCUUGAUUCAGGAUUGCAUCCCGAUCACUUGGACCGCAUUGCUGUUGUUCAGGGACUUAGAAGAACGAUCACGAAAACCUGGAAACAUGGAGAUUUACCUUGGACUGUGCAAGCGCCUCUCGGAUGCCGACUUGAUAGGACCUUGUCUAAUAUAUAUGUAUAUAAAGAAGUGAAGGCUUUGGAUUACUUAGAUGAUUUAGUUAUUGAUAGAGGACUUACUCAGGACUCAAGAGUGUACUGCUGUAUUUGUGAAAUUUACUAUAAAAUGUAUGUGUAUAUGUUGUAUAGAAGUAUAUUUGUGUAUAUCAUUGUUGAAAAUAUGUUGGUGCCUGUGAAUUGAUCA
Amaranthus tricolor (Joseph's coat) is the source of this 1223-nucleotide messenger RNA. RefSeq names its product pentatricopeptide repeat-containing protein At2g30100, chloroplastic-like. The transcript is spliced from 2 exons. Lineage: Eukaryota; Viridiplantae; Streptophyta; Magnoliopsida; Caryophyllales; Amaranthaceae. Gene Ontology annotation, molecular function: protein binding. The coding region runs from base 9 to 1220 and encodes 403 amino acids. The record is from RefSeq and is a predicted model, not a curated record.